Molecule: messenger RNA, 2790 nt
Organism: Myotis lucifugus (little brown bat)
Lineage: Eukaryota; Metazoa; Chordata; Mammalia; Chiroptera; Vespertilionidae
Product: ADP-ribosylation factor 2-like
Exons: 5
Coding region: 643-1188 (181 amino acids)
Biological process (GO): vesicle-mediated transport; intracellular protein transport
Cellular component (GO): cytoplasm; plasma membrane
Molecular function (GO): GTPase activity; GTP binding
Source: RefSeq, a predicted model, not a curated record
CUCCGAGAGCCCUAAGCUUUCCCGGCGGCCGUCAGGUGGAGAGGCCGCGGCUUGGUGGCUGGGCAGAAAGGGCAUUCGUAGGCCUUUCCUGGGGGAGCGGGGGCACCUCGUGCCCUGUGUGGCCAUUCGUUCUUGUGGUUGUGAAUGUGCCAGAGAGGCACUGGGGUCGCCACCGCCUUCCUCCCGAGGUCUGGGCGCCUCUGGAAGAGGAGUAGGAAGAGACAAGGAGAAGCGGGAGGGGGAACCUAGGAGGUGUGCCAGGGGUGGUUGGGAGAGGAGAUGGAGCCUCCCAGGAUACUUAGAGGUACCUUCCUUCUCACAGCAAGCUGCUUAUGUUUUUUCUUAACUGAGAUUUUGUUGUUGUUGUUGUGAGAAACAAAGACAAAUCUCUAUUUUGUCGCCCAACAAGAUUUCAAGUGCUGCGACGCCCUGGACUUUCAUGUACUUCCUAUGUGGACCUUCUUUGGAGGAUUGGAGCAUGCAUUCUUUGGCUGUAGCUGCCUAUACCUCAUUUUUAUACAGGAUAAGUGUGCUGUGCUCCUUUUCUCUGGUCGUAGCAUAGAAUGGCCUGUGCCGGACAUCAUCCAGGACGUUACGCUACUGUAGGAAGCCUUUGCUUUCAGGUAACCAAAUUCAAUUACCAUGGGGAAUGUUUUUGAAAAACUGUUUGAAAGUCUGUUUGGGAAAAAGGAGGUGCGGAUUCUUAUGUUGGGUUUGGAUGGAGUAGGAAAAACCACCAUGUUGUAUAAAUUGAAGCUGGGAAGGGUUGUGGCUACCGUCCCUACAGUAGGUUUCAAUGUGGAGACGGUGGAAUAUAACAAUAUCAGCCUCACCAUCUGGGAUGUCAAUAGCCAUUGUAAACACAGACCUAUGUGGAGACAUUAUUUCAAGGACACCAAAGGUGUGAUUUUUGUGGUCGAUAGUAACGACAGAGAACGGAUCAGUGAGGCCCAAGAAGAACUAACCAGAUUGUUAAUGGAGAAUGAGCUCAUGGAUGCAGUCUUGUUGGUGUUUGCAAAUAAACAGGAUGUUCCCAAUGCUAUGAGCACAGCAGAAAUAACAGACAAGCUUGGCUUACAGUCUGUCCGCCGGAGAAACUGGCACAUUCAGGCUACCAGCGCCACCAGUGGAGACGGGCUUUACGAAGGCCUGGACUGGCUCUCCAACCAGCUUAAGAACCAGAAGUGACUGGAAGCAAUUCAUUCCUGUGCAUCGUGGCGAAACCAGCGGCUUGUGUGUGUGCAAGGAGCAAGUGUGGAUGUGUGGCUGGGCGUGGGGCGGCUUUCUCACACUGUGCCUUGUAUCUGCUAUAAGAAAUCCAGCGUUACAUUUUGUACACUACCUCCUAUUUCAGUAGCCUUGAUGAUCAUCUCUACAGUUGAUGGAGGAAUCCUGAGGGCUGUUGGGUGCACAGGAGCCAGAGUGACCUUCAUGGUAGAAAGGAGAAGGGUUGCUGGCAUGAGGACCAAGGUCAUUUGUGAAGCCCUGGACCUGGCGUCUCUGCAUACCCAGGACCCUGUUAGACUUUAGAGUCUACGAAAAGGGAGGAACUGGCAUUCUUUCCCAUCCCUGCCAGAGCUAGAUGCUCACUAUUCAGUGCUUUCAAGCAAAAGGCGCUUGCUUACCACAGGUUUGAAGUUCAGAUUGGAACCUUUCCCUUCAGCUUCAGCCUAGCCCAGACUUCCCGGUGUAACAUACUUUAUUUCAAGGAGUCAGUGAUCUUUUUCACUAGAGUAUCCAGACUACAUGAACACUAGAGAAUUAUCCAGUCCUCCCCUUGUGCUAGUUCCUUCCUUGAUUUGCAUUUUUUUUUUUUUUUGGCCAAAAUGGAGGCCAUUUUGGGUAGUAACCCAGCAUGAGGCUAAAGCUCUUUGCUGGGGCCACAGUUGAGUGAAGGGUCUGGAAAAGAAAGCAAGGUGACAGUCAUGUUUGUGUCCUUGCAUCACCCUCUCAGGUUUCAGGCUCCUGAGGCUGCUGCUCUCGCUUCUCUGCUCUGUGCUGAAUGUUCUACGCUCUCAAAGCAGGAGGUUAUGAAUUAAUCAUCACCAUGUACAGUAUCUCAAUCCAACUUCCGGUUUGGGCUAACACCUGUGAGUUAUGAGAGUUUGUGAGAGAAUCAAGAGGUUAAUUUGGGGGACAAUAUUCCCCUCAACCUCUGGUAUCUAUUGCCUCUUUGUUAGUGCAAAAUUUCGCCCUUCUGGUAAUGUCUGGCCUACACAGCUGUCCAUGGUACUGACUCCCUCUUCUGGAUGGUGGUAAUGUCUUACAUGGGAACAUGCUUUAUGUUGUCAAAAUGUUAAUGAAAAUGGCCUGGAGAUGGGCUAGGUUCUCUCAGUAGUCUCGAGCUCUUUUGCUCAGACAUCUGUUGGCCAAAUUUGUACACGUUUCCACUACUUUACCUUUCAAAGUUCCUUUAAAAAAAAUCUAUUGAGAUUACAGGGAUGAAUUUUAAUAAAGGUGAAUUUUAAGAAAAGUAAACCUUGUUUAUUGAUAACAAUGAAGUUGAUAUUACUGGGGAGAACUUGCAUACCAUAACAAGUGUAGGUGUAAUGUUUUUCUUUAAAAUGUUGGCUUCAAAGACUGUUCAUUGCAAUAUUGUCAACUAAGUCCAGUUUUGCUUGUUUAACCACAGAGUAAUUCCUGAGAAAUGUUUAGAUUCUAUGUUUAAAUUGGCUAGGACUGUGUCUUACACUUGUGUAUUUAUGCUUAGUACAGUGUACUUAGUACAGUGCUAGGCUUCACUGAACACUGUCGAUUGGUUGAACAAUAAAAAGCUUGCUUUGGAAGGAA